Molecule: messenger RNA, 4292 nt
Organism: Balaenoptera musculus (blue whale)
Lineage: Eukaryota; Metazoa; Chordata; Mammalia; Artiodactyla; Balaenopteridae
Gene: KCNJ14
Product: potassium inwardly rectifying channel subfamily J member 14
Exons: 3
Coding region: 1685-2989 (434 amino acids)
Biological process (GO): regulation of monoatomic ion transmembrane transport; potassium ion import across plasma membrane
Cellular component (GO): plasma membrane
Molecular function (GO): inward rectifier potassium channel activity
Source: RefSeq, a predicted model, not a curated record
CCUGCCUUCCCGAUGUCUUGUUCCGUCUGGAACUCACUCUAGGUCUCUGGGGGGGAUCUCAGGUGUGCCUCCCAACCUUUUAAGGCUUCACCUCAGGCUUAACCGGGGAGCCCCCCGUGUCUCUUGUCUUUCCACCACUGCCCGCAUGAUCGCUUUCUCACCAUCGCUUUGCUCCCUCAUCUGUGUCCGCAUCUCCCGGCCCCCAAGCUCUGUCUCCGUGCCCCCUCCCGCUGUGUCUUUCCUGUGCCACCGCCUCCUCUCCAGCCUGCUUGGGCCGAGGCCCAGCCGCCCUGCCUGGCCGUCCUCCCUGGCCCCCACUCUGCGGCUCGGAGCUGGCCCCACCCCCUGCCCCCCCUCGGGCCAGGCCUCUGAUCCUCCUGUGGACACAGAGGUCGGGCGCCCGGCACAAGGCCCCUGGGGCCGAGGACAGGCCGCAGCACCUCAGCACCCACAGAGGCCUCGCGUCAGCCCAAACAGAGGAGCCCCCGGCAGAGGGCAUGGGGGUGGGCUGCCCCACCAGGUACGUGUCUCCGCGCGGAGCCCCAGGGCGGGGGUCCUGGCUCGGAGAGCCUUCCCCCCCCCUCCCCCCAACCUUCCUUGCUCGGGGGUCUGCCCCGGCACCUGCACCCCCUCCUCGCCGUUCCCCGCUCAGUGACACAUUCCAGCCCCAGAGCGAUCUCCCCCGCCCAGCUUCACUCCCCCCAGCUCAGAGCCCACCUCCGUUUUCUGUCUGUUGUCUUGUCCCAUCUCUGUCCCCCAUCUGGCUCUGUCACCACAGCUCCCGUCUUUCCACUGACUAAGAUGUGAUCUCCACUUCUCUUUGCUUGGUUGCUGCUAGUCUGCUUCUUUUCUGUCCCCCUCUCUCUCCGGGCCUCUGUCCCCUCUGGAUUCUUGUGACCCCCGGGGGGGGUCUCUGUCCUUCCCUCCAUCUCAGGCCUGCCACUCCACACUCCCCCUCCCUGCCCGUCUCUGAGCUUCUGUACCCUCGUCUUUCUUCAGUCUCCACACCACAUCCCCUCCUGUCGAUCUCUGCCCUCCUACCUGCUGCCCAGACCCCCCUAGUGAGCGGGGGGGGCUUGUGAGGGGACAGCCCAGGGUCUCAGGGAGCGUGUGAAAGCGCUUCUGGGCGGAGGGGGCGCGGCACCUGGGGCGGGGCUUCUCAGCCCCAGAUUAGACAGUGACUUUGACGUGAAGUUGAUGCACCUUAAGCCCCGUGUCGCCUUUAUAUGGAAACAUUAAGCUGCUCUCCCAGGUCAGGGGGAGGUGGGGGGGAGGGCUUCAGGCUCUGGAUCCUCUCUGCUGGGGUCCUGCCGUUGCUGGUGGGAGGUGUGUGUGCCCUGAGGCCGAGUCCCAUGUGCUGCCUCUGAACUGGACUGUGUUGAAUGCAGACGGGACCCCCGGAGGUGAAGGCCCCUCCUGUCUGCUUUAUGAAAUGGACAAGAUCACAUCUGCCUCACAGGGCUGAGGGUGGCACAGGAGGAUUUAGGAAAGCAGAGUCCUGGGCUGGAAAGGCUCAGGACCCAAACCAGAGCCCACCCCUGGCACUCCGUGGGUCUGGCCGGGUCUCAGCCCACUCCCCAACCUGUGAACCGGAGUGAUGAUCUUGACCUCCCAGCAUCCUGAGCAGCCAAGGUUUGGGGCGCCCGCCCCCCGCUAGGCCAAGUGGAGGGGGUGUCCCCGCCCAAUGGGCCUGGCCAGGGCCCUGCGCCGCCUGAGCGGCGCCCUGGAGUCAGCAAACAAUCGGGCGGGAGAUGAGGAGCAGGCCGGGCCAGAGCUGUGCCGCAACGGGUGGGCGCCAGCGCAGUCGCCAGUGGGGAGGCGCCGCGGGCGCUUCGUCAAGAAGGACGGGCACUGCAACGUGCGCUUCGUGAACCUGGGCGGCCACGGCGCGCGCUACCUGAGCGACCUGUUCACCACGUGCGUGGACGUGCGCUGGCGCUGGAUGUGCUUGCUCUUCUCCUGCUCCUUCCUCGCCUCCUGGCUGCUCUUUGGCCUGGCCUUCUGGCUCAUCGCCUCCCUGCACGGCGACCUGGCUGCCCCGCCGCCAACCGCCCCCUGCUUCUCGCAGGUGGCUAGCUUCCUGGCCGCCUUCCUCUUCGCGCUGGAGACGCAGACGUCCAUUGGCUACGGCGUGCGCAGCGUCACCGAGGAGUGUCCGGCCGCCGUGGCCGCUGUGGUGCUGCAGUGCAUCGCCGGCUGCGUGCUGGACGCCUUUGUCGUGGGCGCCGUCAUGGCCAAGAUGGCCAAGCCCAAGAAGCGCAACGAGACGCUGAUCUUCAGCGAGAACGCCGUGGUGGCGCUGCGUGACCGCCGCCUCUGCCUCAUGUGGCGCGUCGGCAACCUGCGCCGCAGCCACCUCGUCGAGGCCCACGUGCGGGCCCAGCUGCUGCAGCCUCGCGUGACCCCAGAGGGUGAGUACAUACCGCUGGACCACCAGGAUGUGGACGUGGGCUUUGAUGGUGGCACCGAUCGCAUCUUCCUUGUGUCUCCCAUCACCAUCGUGCAUGAGAUCGACUCCGCCAGUCCUCUGUAUGAACUAGGACGCGCCGAGCUGGCCCGGGCUGACUUUGAGCUGGUGGUCAUUCUCGAGGGCAUGGUCGAGGCCACAGCUAUGACCACACAGUGUCGCUCUUCCUACCUCCCUGGUGAGCUGCUCUGGGGACAUCGUUUUGAGCCGGUCCUCUUCCAGCGUGGCUCCCAGUACGAGGUUGACUAUCGCCACUUCCAUCGCACUUAUGAGGUCCCAGGGACACCCGUCUGCAGCGCCAAGGAGCUGGACGAACAGGCAGAGCGUGCUUCCCACAGCCCCAAGUCCGGCUUCCCCGGCUCUCGGACAGCAUUUUGCUAUGAGAAUGAACUUGCUCUCAGUUGCUGCCAGGAGGAAGAGGAGGAAGAGGAGGAAGAAGAGGGGGAUGCGGCAGAGGCAGAAGACAGGGCUGCCAGCCCCCGAGUACUCACACCAACCCUGGCGCUGACCUUGCCCCCAUGAUACAAGCUGGUACCCCCCUAUUUGUACCCCUUUCCCAGAGGUAGCAAGAUGGAGAGAUUGGGCCCUCUCCUGGGAUGAGGGCAGGUGUUUCCUAAGACCAACAGGCUUGCUGGGUAAAUUAUUAGCUGGUGAUGUUCUGCCACGUCUAGUGGACCUACCAAUGAACAUACUGGACCUUAAUUCCUCUGAAUUCUGUGCUCCCUCCUGAGACCCCUUUGUCAGCCCAAUUCCUGAGUCUCCCCAGAGAUAAGGGAUCCAGAAUUCUGGACCACCCAAGAGGCAAGGACUGGUAUUUCUAGAUUCCUCUAGGUGGCUGGUUUGGUUUGUUAAGCAGGAUCAUGAAAUGAUGGUAUAGCCAACCUCCAGGGGAAGAAGUCAUCUGUUCUCAAGCAGCAGCAGAGAUGAAGAAUUUGUUGGUCUGAACUGACCUAAGAUUCAAGGGACUGUUUCUUCUCGACUCAGCCAACCACAUAGCAAAUCAUUUUUUCUAGACGACCUAAGGCGGGAAAGUUAUGGAAUGCCCCAAGAAUUCAAGACUAUAUUGAUUGACCAAUGACAAGGAAUGUUGACUGCAAAUCAGGAAAAGACUUUGCGGUUCCAGAAAACCCCAGUGUUGAGAUUCUGUGAAUCCAGAUUGACCACAGAGGCAAGCACUGGGGAUUCUGGAACAGCUUUGACCAGAGAAUUGGACUACUCCAGAAACUAAAGAGUUAUGUUUCUAGAAUGCACAAAACAAAUGGAGAGUCUGUGGGUCUAGAAGGACUAAAGUGACAGAUUGGGAGUUCUUGAUGGGCGAUAACUCCAGACCACUGGCUCUAGAACAUCGAACCAAGGGGGAGAAUCAACGCUCUACAUGAUCCACAGGCUUUGUGUCUUUUUUAAGUGCCAUUCUAGAAUGUCCAAAGGAAUCAAGAUUCUGUGGCUCUAGAUCGAUCACAGAGUCAGGGAAGGAUCGACAAUUCUGAUGUCUGAGGCGUGCUGGUUGCAGUUUGCCCAGUGGAGUGGAGACUGUCAAUGAGGAUAGAUGACUUCUUUAUGGUUCUGUAAUGCCAAAAGGAAUCAAGGCUCCAGGGAUCCAGAGUUGUCCGUUAUCAAAACCCGGAAGUUCUAAUCAGCUCCUAGAACUUGGCAGUUUGAGGAGGUGGACUCGGGACUUGACGGGCAGCAUUGCUGGGCUGACCUAGAAGGUGAGGGCUCGGGUGAGACCCUGUGGGUAACAGGGCUAGUUAUUGGGCAAGGGAAGGGAGAGGCCCAAGGCUGGUGAGUCUACAGUGCUCUGGAAUCUCUCACCUAGAGAUGUGUG